AAACCUGCUUUUAGUAGCAACUUGGCCUCCGCCAUUCCUCUACGCCCUCCACGCUGUUCCGCCGAAUCCCAUCGGAAAACAAUCACAAUUACAAGACAUGGUGGUGGCAUCGGGUGCCAACUCCUUCGCUAAGGAGAUGACCAUCCGGAAACGAAUCGGCAACAUAUUUAAUAAAAGAGUGGAGGAUUUUUCAUCAUUAAGAGAGUAUAAUGACUACUUGGAGGAAGUUGAGGACAUGAUUGUUAACUUGGUUGAGGGAAUGGAUGUUCCUGCUAUUGAAGCAAAGAUUGCACACUACCAAAAAGAAAAUGCAGAACAAAUAAUGAAUGCUCAAGCUCGUAAGGCUGAAGAAUAUGCAGCAGCACUGGCAGCAAGCAAGGGACAAGCUGCACAGACUGAUGUUGAUAUGACGACAGGCACAAGCUCUCAGUUUGGGGUGACGACUUCUGAUGGGCAUUACGUCCCUGCAGUUGCUGGAGGAACGAUUCCACAACCUCGACCUACACAACCUCUCCCAGUAGGAUCUGGGGACGACCUGCAUGCUUAUCAUAUGGACGAUGAAGAGAUGAUGAGACUAAAAGCCGAACGUGGCGGAAAGGCUGGAGGAUGGAGCUUAGAAUUAAGCAGAAAACGAGCCCUCGAGGAAGCCUUCGGGAGCAUUUGGAUCUAGAUAUUUGCUACAACUGAUUAAAUCUAGUAGAGUGUAAAGCACAAUUUUCUUUUAGUCAUGUACCAUGGUUCCGAUUAAGGCUAAGGGUUAACCGUGGUUCCGACCUUUAGCCUACUGACCCUAAGGGUCCAAGUUCAUCGCCGCAUACAUUCAAUCGAGUAAAACAUGCCUUUUUAGUCAGAGGUCUUCACAGAAAUGAUUGUUCUACUUGUUGGUUGAUGAUAGGUAUCCUCCAAAUCCCAUCUUCAAGUGGAAUAUAUGUACAAGAAUUUUGAUUCAUUGUGUAAUUUUCAAUUUGUAGUUCAAAGAUGUUUACAUAUGCAAAA
Messenger RNA from Cynara cardunculus var. scolymus (artichoke), 996 nucleotides. RefSeq lists its product as uncharacterized. The transcript has 5 exons. Bases 98 to 670 code for a protein of 190 amino acids. Gene Ontology annotation, cellular component: transcription factor TFIIH holo complex. Gene Ontology annotation, biological process: DNA repair; regulation of transcription by RNA polymerase II; regulation of cyclin-dependent protein serine/threonine kinase activity. The record is from RefSeq and is a predicted model, not a curated record. Lineage: Eukaryota; Viridiplantae; Streptophyta; Magnoliopsida; Asterales; Asteraceae.